AGAGCAUUCACUGCUUCUCCAGCUCUACCAUCAUGAACGCUAAGAUCGUGUUGUUGUUGUGUGUUGUGGCGGCGGCUGUUGCAGACAAGCGUCCUACUUUCUCCUACGCCGCCCCUCAGGAAUCUAGUGAGUCUGUUGAAGACUCAUAUGAGUCGUCAGAGGCAAAGUACGAAUUUAAUUGGGCCGUGAAGGAUGACGACUCCGACAACGAUUUCGGACAUCAGGAGUCCCGCGACGGUGACAACACCAAGGGGUCGUACUACGUGCAGCUUCCCGACGGUCGCCUGCAGAAGGUGACAUACUACGUGGACGGUGACUCAGGCUACGUGGCCGAGGUCACCUACGAGGGCGAGGCUCAAUACCCAGAGUCUGAUGAGUCUGAUGAGUCUCUUGAGACUCCCGUGUAUGCUCCACCAAGAAGGUCUUACUUUGCUCCAGAUUCUAAUGAAUCAAAAUAAGCACUGAUGAUUACCAUAUCCUAGAUAACCUCAGACGUCAAUAUUUUUCACUAAGUUGAGGAUGUCAACACUAGCUAUCCAGGUCAUCACAAAGAGGGUCUAGCUGAUACUACAUCAGUUAUCUCAAUCCUCAGCUCAUUUGACACUUUGAAGUAACUGUCAAAGUUGCAAAGUGUUCUUCUAACAUUAUUUAUCUUCCAACUCUGACAUAAAUUAUUGAAAUAACUAAUAUUUAUUAUUAAUAAAUAUAUCUAAUGAAUA
Molecule: messenger RNA, 719 nt
Organism: Procambarus clarkii (red swamp crayfish)
Lineage: Eukaryota; Metazoa; Arthropoda; Malacostraca; Decapoda; Cambaridae
Product: pro-resilin-like
Cellular component (GO): extracellular matrix
Source: RefSeq, a predicted model, not a curated record